Rana temporaria (common frog) is the source of this 2449-nucleotide messenger RNA. RefSeq names its product solute carrier family 17 member 9 (gene SLC17A9). The transcript has 13 exons. Bases 312 to 1703 code for a protein of 463 amino acids. Gene Ontology annotation, molecular function: transmembrane transporter activity. Lineage: Eukaryota; Metazoa; Chordata; Amphibia; Anura; Ranidae. Gene Ontology annotation, biological process: transmembrane transport. The record is from RefSeq and is a predicted model, not a curated record.
CUCACCCCCUUAAUGACCCAGUCCAGUGCCACCAGUCCUUCCAGUCCUUCCAGCACAGCCUGCACACCAGGAACAGGAAACUUCUACAGCUGACACGUGGAAAUAAAAAAAAAAAAGUUUAUCUGUGAUGUAAAAAGGCAGCCCCUCCCCCACCCUGCUUAGAGGAAACUCUCAGAGCUGCAGCAGAAGUUGGAGUUGGUUGGGUGGGGGUCAGUGAAGAAGUUGGAGUUGAUGAUGAUCUGUAGGGGGGUGUUGCUGUGAAAAUGCCUCUCUGGGCUAGUGUGGGGUAACCCCCCUCCUUGUCCUUCUGGAUGGCCACCAAAGGGGGCAAGCAUGUUUACAACAAGAGUGACGUGGACCUCCUCCUGUCACAGAAGGAUGAGUCGCAGAGCCCCCCCAGGAGCCCCCAGCAUGGAGACCGAGCCAAGAAGCCCAGUGGGGACCUUCACUGGUCAGAGUGGGAGACUCGGCUGUGGAUGUUCACCCUCCUGGCGGGGACGUGCUUCCUGUACUGCGCUCGCUCCAGUUUGCCCAUCUGCGCGGUGUCGAUGAGCGAGCAGUUUGGAUGGAACAAGAAGCAGACCGGAUUGGCUUUGAGCAGCUUCUUCUGGGGCUACUGCCUGACGCAGAUCGCCGGAGGUCACCUGAGCGACAAAGUCGGCGGGGAAAGAGUCCUCCUGGUGUCCGCUCUGCUAUGGGGGCUCAUCACAAUUGUUACCCCUCUGGCCGCCCGCGCCACCACAGCGUCCCUCUACCUGGUCAGUUUUCUGCGCUUCCUUAUGGGACUGUUACAAGGAGUUCACUUUCCGUCUCUAAGCAGCGUGUUCGCUGUGCGAGUCCGUGACAAGGAACGUGGAUUCUUCUGCAGCUUUGUUGGCUGUGGCUCCCAGUGCGGGACACUGCUGAUUGGAGGAGCUGGUUCUCUUCUUCAGGAUUGGUACGGCUGGGAUUAUGUCUUUUAUUUUGCUGGAUUCCUUGCCCUUGUCUGGGGCUACUGCCUGGGCACCUACAUGCAAAAGCAGAGAAUGUUUUCUGACCUGGGAAGAGGUUUUGCUACGUCGGGCAAGACCAACAUGCCCUGGAGACUCCUCUUAAAGAAGGCUCCCGUCUGGGCUGUGAUCAUCGGCCAGGUCAGCGUAGCCAGCAGCGCCUUCACCCUCUUCUCCUGGGUGCCAAUCUUCUUCAAGAACCGCUUCCCCGAUUCCAAGGGCUUGGUAUUCAAUGUAGUGCCUUGGCUUACCGCCAUUCCAGCCGCUAUAUUGAGCGGCCACCUAUCGGACCACCUCAUUAAAACAGGAUAUAAACCGGUCUUCGUACGGAAGCUCAUGCAGGUCAUAGGAAUGGGGAUCUCCAGCAUCUUCCUCCUCCUUCUAGGGCAGUCUGAAAGCUUCUGCCAAGCCCUGGUCUUUAUCUCGGCGGCGGUGGCCCUGCAGACCUUUAACCACAGCGGCCUAACCAUCAACAUUCAGGAACUUGCUCCAUCCUGUUCUGGAUUCCUUUUUGGAGUGGCCAACACCGGCGGGUCUGUGUUUGGAAUCCUUUGGGUCUACCUCUCUGGCUACCUCCUCGACAUCACUGGAUCUUGGGAUUCCAUGUUUCACCUACUGGUUGCUGUGAAUGUGUUGGGUCUACUCGUUUAUUUGGUGUUUGCCAAAGCUGAGAGGAUUGACAUCGAGAACGUUCCUCCUGUCCUCAAGAUCUAGAACCCGAGGAACCGUCCGCUUAACCCGAGCGUGGCCAGUACUUUGGGGGAAAUUUCAGGGUGAGACCCUCCAAGGUCUUCUGAUGCAACCCAAAGAUGAUGCUUUAGAGAUUUAAAGAAGGAUUACACUUUGCCGAAGACCUGAGCCGGACCCAAUCAUUGUAAAUGUGUCUUCGGGGAUCGUCAGAUUGAAGAUGGUCAAUGCGUCGAAAAAGACAUCGGACAAGAUUUGGCGAUGAAUGAUGCCUCCAGAGGAGGUCUUAAAUUUGAACCUUGUAGCAGGGGUCACCUUAGAGCAGCCAUUUUGAAAAAGGGUUCCAUGGAUUGUCUAGUUCCUCCAGAGGUGGCUCGGAGUUCCUUGAGUUUUGCCCAAUGGACCUUCCAUCUGAUGGGCCCUUCUUACAACCCCAAUUCCAAAAAAGUUGUGACGCUGUGUAAAAUCGACAUUCAAACCGAAUGCCAAUGAUUUGCAUCUCUCAUAAACCCAUAUUUUAUUCACAACAUAAAACACAAAUUACCCCAAAAUGAAAUGCUCCGCUUAUGUGCCACACCCCCAAACCCCCCUCUGCUGCCACAUUUGGCACCUUUUGGGGGAGAAGGGGGUACGUUUUUAAAACGAGAUGAAGGCCGCAGUGAAGUGAGACAGAAGUUUGGAUGGCAGAAGGGGGGUCUGCAAUUUUAAAGCGUGACAUGUUGGGUAUCUAUUUAGUCGGCAUAACAUCAUCUUCCCAUUAUACCAAAAAACGG